Messenger RNA from Petromyzon marinus (sea lamprey), 5012 nucleotides. Its product is annotated as cytoplasmic protein NCK2-like. Lineage: Eukaryota; Metazoa; Chordata; Hyperoartia; Petromyzontiformes; Petromyzontidae. The record is from RefSeq and is a predicted model, not a curated record. Gene Ontology annotation, cellular component: cytoplasm. Gene Ontology annotation, molecular function: signaling adaptor activity; receptor tyrosine kinase binding. Gene Ontology annotation, biological process: ephrin receptor signaling pathway; cell migration.
CGAUGACGUAAACAUCCGGGCACUACUUGCGGUCGAGGCCCCAACUUUUGGCUUCACCUCGGCUUCCACUGCCGCCACCCUCGGCCCUUCCUUGCCGGUCUCUCUCGGCCCGCACGGCCCCGCAACGUUCGGUCGAGCCCUCGCCGCCCUCCCGCUUCACCCGCGCGUCCACCACCAUUCCCGGCGGCUUCCCACAAGCGAGGCCUAGUCGCGCUCGGGCCCCCCCCUCCUUGCCUGGGCCCUCCCGCCGCCCCAACCCCCGGUCUCGGCUGGGCUCGAACCGCCCUCCCAACGGGAGUCUUCCUCGUUCUCGAUGCUGGGCGAUAAUUGCGGCCGCCGAGCGCCGGAUGUUUGUCCAAUGAUCACGCAGCGUUAGGGCAGCAAGAGCGUUGCGGGACGCGGCGAGCAGAGUCGCGAGCGUACGUGGCGGCAUUGUUAUAGAAUUAUCCGUGGCGAAGCGCGGGCGGUGAAGCGGCGAGGCCACAAAGGACGAGAGGUCUGGGGGCGGAGAGCGGUGGCGGCUCUGAGCGAAGCGGAGAUUUGAGCAGCAGAAGCAGCAGGCCUCUCGGCUGAAAGCAACCAACAGCGCCGGCAAAACAAAACCCCCAACGCGAGCAGCGACGAGAGUUCACAACAACUGGUCCACGCCGACACCACGCCAAACAUAAAGAACCCUCCCCCCCCCAAACGGGCGGCCUCGCAACAACGGCAGGUUCACGAAAGGGCAGCCGGGAACGACGGCGUCGGUGACGGCAGCGGGGAACAACAACAGCUGUGGGGAACAACAACAACAGCAGCAGCUUCGAGAAACAGCAUCCACACUCUCUCCACGAGCAUCGUGUUCAGCAGCAGUCGGGACGACGACAGCGGCGGCGGCGGCGGUCUCCUCGAGGCGGUGAAUCCGCCCGCUGGUCCCACACACUUCUCUCGAGAGCCUUCCCCCCGUGCUUUCGCCACCGUGGCUGACGAGAUGGCAGAGGAGGUGUCCCUCGUGGCCAAGUAUGACUACAUUGCUCAGCAGGAGCAGGAGCUCAACAUCAAGAAGAAUGAGCGUCUCUGGCUCCUGGACGACUCGAAGUCCUGGUGGCAGGUCCGCAAUGCGCAAAACCAGACCGGGUUUGUCCCAUCCAACUACGUGGAGCGCAAGAACAGCCUCAAGAAAGGCAGCUUUGUCAAGAACAUGCUGGGCAUCGGCAAGGUGAAACGCAAGCCUAGCAACUGCGAGGGAGGCGCGGCGGCAAGCCCCAGUUCCACGUUGGACUCCGGGCCCGACGGAAGCCCCACGGAAACCACCCGAGCCCUCAGCCUCCCCGCCAUCGUCAAGUUCAACUACGCGGCCGAACGCGAUGACGAGCUCUCGCUCAUUAAGGGCGCUCGCGUCACCGUGCAGGAGAAGUGCAACGACGGCUGGUGGCGGGGGUCGUGCGACGGCCGCGAAGGCUGGUUCCCUUCCAACUACGUGGUGGAGGAGGUCGUGGAAGGAGGAGGGGGAGGAGGAGGAGGAGGAGGGAUGGGGCGUCUCGACGCCGGCGCUGCGUCUCCUCGCCUGGGCACGGCGCUCGCCGCGGCGCUGUCGGCCACCAACGGAAACCGCGGCGGAGCGUGCGUCUCCCCAGCGUGCCCACAGGUGCUGCACGUGGUGCACGCCAUGUACCCCUUCAGCUCCGGCAGCGACGAGGAACUCGGCUUCAACAAGGGGGAGGUCAUGGACGUGCUGGAGAAGCCCGAGGACGAUCCCGAGUGGUGGCGCUGCCGCAAGUCGGACGGGCGCGUCGGGCUGGUGCCACGCAACUACGUGCAGGUGGUGCCCGACUCUCCCGGCCAGCGAGCUCACAGCGCGGCGGUGCUGGCCGGCUGCCUGGGCCCGGCAUCGUCGGGCCAGUUUGCCGGGCGGCCCUGGUACUAUGGCCACGUGACACGACAGCAGGCGGAAGACGCCCUCAAUGAGCGCGGAGUCGACGGAGACUUCCUGGUGCGCAACAGCGAGUCGUCGCCCACAGACUUCUCCGUCUCCCUGAAGGCGACGGGCAAGAACAAGCACUUCAAGGUGCAGCAGAACGGCAACGAUUUCUGCAUCGGCCAGCGGCGCUUCAGCAGCAUGGCCGACCUCAUCGAGCACUACAAGCGGGCCCCCAUCUUCACCUCAAGCCAGGGCGACAAGCUUUACCUCAUCCGGCCGCUGCCCUGAGCCGCGGGCGCCGAGAAACGCGACCGAUCGUCGUCGCUCACGCUGACUCUGUGACGCCGGAUCACCCACCCCCGUCCCCCCCCCCUUCCCCCGCCACCUCUCGGCUCCGACCGCUCGCGAUUGGCGCCGCCACCGUCGUCCAUCGCCCCACCCCUCCCACCCCUCCCCCGACCCCAGCUCAUCUUGCCGUGUUCUCCCCGCGACGCCGCCGAACAAAACCAUUUUGACGCGAGGGCCCGGCUUUGUUAUACUCAGCCGUCGGGGUGGGGGGGGGGGGGAGUGGCCCGCUCACUUCCUCCGUGGCUCCCAGCGGCCCUCCCGGCUCGACCACCUGCCCGUCAAACUCCACUCGACUACCCCCCCCCCCACCCACAGCCUCCCAAAAUCCCCCAGGGCCCCCCAGGGCCCCCCAGGGCCCCACCUCGUGCUCGCUGCUUUUCUGGGCGCACAUGUCCGUUCCCCUCUGCUCUGCGGGUUUGGCGUUUUCCGAGCAGAAGAGAACUGUCUUAAACAACAAAAGUGUUAUUGUUGAUAUUGUUAACAUUGUUCGAAUAGUGUUUGUGAAACGUUCUGCUUAUUAUUAUUAUUUUAAUUAUGAUGGGUUUUGUUUUGGUUGGGGGGGACGGGGGGUGGUGGUGGUGGGCGGGGGGGGGGGGGUGUUUCUGUCCGCCAAUUCGCCGUGGCGCCAAUUUCCGCCAACGCCCAUUCGCUUCGCGUGCGUGCCGUGCGAUUGAAGGGGGAGGGGCGGGGGGGGGAGGGGAGACGUAAACAAGAAGCAACACCUCUGGGCGAUUGUAAGUAACAAAAAUCCACAAUCCAGACGGGCGAAGAAAAGGAACAAUAUACAGGGCCGGAACCGGACGCGGAAAUGACGAUGGCAAGCGACGAACGGCGGGGGACCAUCGGCAGCGGAGGGGAGAACGGCGCCCCCCAAUCGACUGCGUCCCCCCCCCCCGCCCCCAGGACACCACUCGGCCCUUGCGACGUCGGUCACGGUGCGGUGCUUUUGUAUCUCCCUUCCCCCUCCCCCGCCGCGGAUUGUAGCAGAAGAUUUGGAACUUUGACGACGAUGGGCGGCCGCUAGGGCAGCGUGGUUGUGAUGAUGUUCUCGGAAGGGGGGUUCACGAGGAGGUGCGCGACGCGAGCCAAUUUGCCGAGCCACGCCGCUCCGAGCCACGUGAUGCCGAGCCACGCCGCUCCGUGCCACGUGAUGCCGAGCCACGCCGCUCCGUGCCACGUGAUGCCGAGCCACGCCGCUCCGUGCCACGUGAUGUUGCCGCAUUGUGCCGCGCCGCGCCGCGUCUUGCCGAGGAACGCCGUCGUCCUGCUUGCCCCACAGUACCAAACCUAAGCGUGCGACACCACGCCACCUCGUCAUGAUACCACACUACCACAGCUCUUCCUCUUGAUUACCACGCAGCCACGCCACACGAGAUCCUCAUUACAUGACCACACUACACCACAUUUAGACCGGCAUACAACAUCACACCGAAAUAACCACCGAACCACACAAACAUCGCAUCGCGAUACGGGAAAAACCAAACCACAGCACUCCCAUUUACCACGUCACCGGAUCGCACGGCGUCUCUCGGCUGCGCGUGGCGCCCGCGGCACUCCGGUGGAGUUUUGUCGCCCCCAGCUGCCGUGGGGGAAGUUUUGCUUCGAGCGUCGUUGGCGGCGAGGCCCGGGAUGUUGGCGACGAUGACGACGUUGGUGGCGGCACGGGACCCCUCGGCGUCGGUUCUCCCGAAGCGACGGAGCGGCCUUCAAUUCGGUCCGUCACUCCUCCGAUGCCACGGGCUUCCCCGGCAAACGCUCGCCCACUUGCUGACGCCCGCCUCGCCCUGAAGGCUCGUACUGGCUUCCUCCAUGCAUCGCCAGUGAUUGGGAGGGAGACUUAAGGAGAGUACUCCCUCUCUCUCUCCGUCUCUCUGCCCUUGCCGGCUACUCGGCAUUUUAGAAGUAACUUAACAUAGUCUGGUAUUAGCUGUGUUCUGAGAUUACAGAGUCAUGUGAUCUCCUCACUCGAUUACUUUUACGAUUUACUCUCUCUCUUGACUUCUUGCGCGAGGUUGGUUUAAUUCUCGGAGCGUGGCGGUGGUGUGCUUUCGAUGCAACGCGCCCCCCCCCCCCCCGCUGCCCUUGGUGGAUGACCUAUGUGAACGCUGUUGUGUGGUGGCAGCAACUCGGGCUGCCGAUGUCGCCGUAAAUUCCCCCCCCCCUUUUUUAAAAGUUGUUUUACGAGUAAUUAAAACAAUAAAAGUUAUUUUGAUUUAAAGCUUUCGUGACUGCAGGGAUUCAUAUCCUUGGUUCUUUCGGUAAAGUCACCACGUAGAAGGGAAACUUUACCGAAAGAACCAAGAAUAAUAAAAGUAAUAGGUAGUCGUGCAUCAGCCCGUGCAUGCUAAGGUAGCGGCAAUUUGAGUACAAACAAGCAACCGUUAUAAUGCAUAGCUUACACUCUUUAGUUCGGUAAAGUCACGUAGGUAGGAAAAAAUAAAUGAUCGCGACGUUUCGAUCGCCACACAAGCAACCGUCUUCGGAGGUGAGAGGUCGCUUGUGUGGCAAUCGAAACGUCGUGAUCGAUAACUUUUUCUACCCACGUGACUUUACCGAAAGAACUCAAAAGUAUGGAUUCCUGCAGUCACGAAAGCUUCAGAUCAAGAUUGAAUGCAUAGCUUUUUUGCUACAAUACAGUAAUAUCGUUGUGGUGAUUCAUCGUAAUAUGAUAACGUUCAUUCAUUACUGCCCAGCACUGAUCACUGAUGCUCCUUGGACACUGGUACAUUUGCGUGAAAAAAAGUCAACGAUAUCCUGCUUAAAA